Molecule: messenger RNA, 1612 nt
Organism: Wallemia mellicola CBS 633.66
Lineage: Eukaryota; Fungi; Basidiomycota; Wallemiomycetes; Wallemiales; Wallemiaceae
Product: defender against death DAD protein
Exons: 3
Coding region: 7-348 (113 amino acids)
Biological process (GO): protein N-linked glycosylation
Cellular component (GO): oligosaccharyltransferase complex; membrane
Source: RefSeq, a predicted model, not a curated record
GCAACGAUGACCUCAACAGUUGAAAAAUCUAUUAAUUCACUAAUAAAAUCCUAUAAUGAGAAUACGUCAAUAAGAUAUAAGCUAUUGGAUUCAUUUUUGGUUGCUUUAUGUAUCUCUGCAGUCAUCGAGUUCUUAUAUGCGUUGGCUAUCAACAACUCUCCAUAUAACGCUUUCUUGGGAAGUUUCAUAUCGAAAGUCGGUCAGUUCAUUCUGACAGUGAACUUGCGGAUGCAGACGAACCCGGAUAACGCAAAGGAAUUUCAACAUAUAUCCCCAGAGAGAGCAUUCGCUGACUUCGUUUUUGCUUCACUUGUAUUGCACUUCUGCGCUAUAUCAUUUUUAGGUUAAAUUUCUAUAUCAUAUGCAUUUACAAAGCUUUAAGAACGGCAUCUUGGACAUCGGUUGUGCUUGACUUACCACCAAGGUCUGGUGUUAACAUCUUACCUUCCUUCAAGACUUCGUCAACGGCUUUGUAGAUUGAUGCGGCUGCAUCAGAGUAUCCCAUGUGUUCAAUCAUCAAAGCUGCUGAUCUGAUUGAUGCGAUUGGGUUAGCGAUGUUCUUUCCUGCGAUAUCAGGUGCUGAUCCGUGUACAGGUUCACCCAUAGCGAAUGUGUCGUUAGCGUUAAUUGAAGGAACAACACCAAGACUGCCGACCAGAGCUGCUGCACCGUCUGAAAUGAUAUCACCGUAGAGGUUUGGUGCUACACAUACGUCGAAGAUUUGUGGUUCUCUGAACAUUCUGUAGACGAAUGAAUCAACGAGUUGUUCAACGAGCUUAACUUUGUCAAAUCUCUCAUCUGACUUGUGAGCAGCCUUGAUUGAUUCUCUGAAAAGACCAUCGGUGACGCUCAAUACGUUUGACUUGUGGAUAGACCAUACGCUUGGCUCUGAGUGUGGUGAACUGCCGCCUGAUUGUCUAACCUUAUCUCUCUUGAGCGCAAUCUCAAAUGCAAGUUUACCAAUUCUUUCUGAAGCAUUUUGGGUAAUUUGACGAGUUGCUCUAGCUACCUUUGUUCCGUCAGGUAAUCUGUCGAGUUCUUCCUUCUUGAUGUAGAGACAUUCGGUGUUUUCUCUAACUGUUACCAUAUCUACUUUUCCGUCAACGGUUGAAACCGGUCUAAUGUUGGCGUAUAAAUCUAAGUGUUUACGGAGUGCAACGAUUGGUGAAGAGUAUCCAGUAACUUUAUGUGAAGGGCUAGAAACACUACCGAACAUAGCACCGUCUACGCCAGACUUCAUAACCUCAAUAGUUUCAUCUGGUAAAGCAACACCUGAUCUUCUGAAAUAGUCAAAUCCAGCGUUAAGUGGGAUGAACUCUAACUUUGGGAGUGCUUUUCUAGUGGACAAUUCUUCAAGAACUCUUUGAGCUGGCUGUAUAACGUGUAAGUUUACUAUUCAAGUCCUGAAGUAUCAUCGUACCGGAAGAACUUCGUGUCCAAUUCCAUCAGCUGGAAGCAUACCGAAACCUUUACUUCUUGUCAGCAACCUUACUAGUACGCUAUUUUUUACUCACGAAGCGUCUUUGUCGCCAAAUUCUUUGCAGCGGAUGCCAUUUUCUUAUCUAAGUUGAUCGAUGUCAGAGAAAAACAAGUCCGAAAAUGCAAAAUAAAU